This is a messenger RNA of Onychostoma macrolepis, 5217 nucleotides long. Its product is annotated as protocadherin gamma-A11-like. NCBI's taxonomy places the organism in Eukaryota, Metazoa, Chordata, Actinopteri, Cypriniformes, Cyprinidae. Gene Ontology annotation, biological process: homophilic cell-cell adhesion. Gene Ontology annotation, molecular function: calcium ion binding. The coding region runs from base 409 to 3306 and encodes 965 amino acids. Gene Ontology annotation, cellular component: plasma membrane. The transcript is spliced from 4 exons. The record is from RefSeq and is a predicted model, not a curated record.
GCAACUUUUUAAAUGCUCUUUUAGUCGGAUUAGAACUGUCAUGAAGCAAGUUUUCCAGCUUCUGUCCAUGGUGAUGCACUGUCAUUCUUUUUUUUUUUUUUAAUACAAUAAAUAUCGUGUUUAUCUCCCACUCAUCAGGUAAUAUUGCUGCCGGCUAUUGUUUCGCUAAACUAUUUUAACUGUUUAACUCACACAUAACCUUGUCAGAAAUAUGAACAUUGUGCAAUUUCUUCUUUUAACUCAUAGUGUCGCUGUUCACCUGCAAAGCAAUGUGUGUCUUCAGUACACAUCUCUCCACCCUGCUUGUGAUGUCAAACAUAGGGGUUUCAGCUAAUCAUUUUAUAGAACAUCGUUGACGACGACUUACUGCCUCAUAUAAUCUACGUCUAUUAUUCUAUAUUGGAUUUUAUGCUUGUUUCCUUGUACAUAGCAAUUGGUACUGGAUUCAAUUUCUGCCUGAUGUCUAAAGAAUCCCAAAGGUUCCGUGUUGCUGCUGAGAUGUUUGGUCUUUUGUUCUUCGUGCUGAUGGCGCACACCGCUUAUGGAGACGUGAGCUAUUCUUUCCCGGAGGAGAUGAAACGCGGAUCUGUGAUUGGAAAUAUAGCAAAGGAUCUCGGACUCGAUGUGAACAGACUGUCAUCUCGUAAGGCUCGAAUUGAUACUGAAGGUAGCAGAAAACUAUUCUGUGACAUUAAUCUGAAUACUGGAGAACUGAUCGUAGCGGAGAGAAUCGACAGAGAAGAGAUUUGCGGGGACAGGCUUUCGUGUGUUUUAAAAAUUGAGUUCAUGCUAGAAGAUCCAUUAGAGCUGCAUCGUGUUUCAGUUCAAAUUCAGGAUAUUAACGACAAUUCUCCUGUUUUCUCAAAGGAUUUGAUCACAUUUGAAAUCAGGGAGUCUGCUGUUAGAGGUACACGCUAUCGUUUGAAUGCGGCUCAUGAUGCUGAUAUAGGACAGAAUGCAGUUCAGAGAUACAGUCUACAGAAUAAUAACAAUUUUCAAUUGAGUAUGAAUUCAAAUGUAGACGGAGAAAAAAAAUUGGAAUUCGUGCUAGAAAAAGAACUGGAUCGUGAGCAACAAAAAUAUCUGACAUUAAUUCUCACUGCGGUAGACGGCGGGACUCCACCGAGAUCAGGUACUGUAGCCAUACACGUCACUGUGCUGGAUGCUAAUGAUAAUGCUCCAGUCUUUAGUCAGGCCGUCUAUAAAGUCAGUCUGCCUGAAAAUUCUCCUGUAGAUACUGUAGUGGUGACAGUGAGCGCUACUGAUGCUGACGAGGGACAAAACGGAGAAGUGACAUAUGAGUUCAGUCGUAUCUCUGAUAGAGCUAGAAAGCUGUUCUCGUUGGAUUCAAAUACAGGUGCCAUUCGAGUUACAGGUUCACUUGAUUUCGAAGAAGAAGCCAUUUAUGAAAUACUAGUUGAAGGGAAAGAUGGAUUUGGUUUAUCUAGUGAUGUUAAAGUUGUGAUAGAACUUGCAGAUGUUAAUGACAAUGCUCCUGAGAUACGAGUGAAAUCUUUGCGUAUCCCCGUUCCCGAGAACGCGUUACCUGGUACAGAGGUUGGCAUCAUUAAUGUGCAGGACAGAGACUCUGAGAAUAACGGACAGGUGCGCUGCUCCAUUCAGCAAAACGUCCCGUUUAAACUCGUACCUGCAAUCAAAAAUUACUAUUCUCUGGUGACCACAGGUGAAUUAGACCGCGAGCUGCUCUCUGAUUAUAAUAUUACAAUUACUGCUACUGAUGAGGGCUCUCCGCCUUUAUCUUCCACUAAGAAUAUUCACCUGACUGUAGCUGACGUGAAUGAUAAUCCACCUGUAUUUCAGGAGCAGAGUUACAGAGCUCAUGUGCAAGAAAAUAACAAACCGGGCUCCUCUAUUUGUUCAGUAUCAGCUACAGACCCAGACUGGAGACAGAAUGGUACUGUAGUUUAUUCUCUGUUGUCCUCUGAUCUUAAUGGCGCAUCGGUGUCCGCCUUUAUAUCCAUUAACGGAGACACCGGGGUCAUUCAUGCCGUGAGGUCGUUUGAUUACGAACAGUUGAAAAGUUUCAAAGUGCUCGUGUUAGCCAGAGACAACGGGUCUCCUCCUCUGAGCAGUAACGUGACCGUGAGCGUCUUCAUAACGGAUGAGAAUGACAACUCCCCUCAGAUAUUAUACCCCUCUCCGGAAGGAAACUCCUUCAUGACCGAGAUGGUACCCAAAGCUGCGCAGGCGAGCUCCCUGGUCUCCAAGGUGAUAGCAGUGGACGCGGAUUCUGGGCAGAACGCGUGGCUCUCGUAUCACAUUAUUAAAGCGACAGAUCCGGGACUUUUCACUAUCGGUGUCCACAGCGGAGAGAUCAGGACGCAGCGGGACAUUUCUGAAUCUGACAGCAUGAAACAGAACCUCAUUGUGUCCGUGAGAGAUAACGGACAGCCCUCUCUCUCAGCCACAUGCGCAUUGUAUUUACUUAUAUCAGAUAACUUGGCUGAAGUUCCAGAACUGAAAGACAUGUCUCGAGACGAGAGCAGCUCCAAACUGACGUUUUAUUUGAUCAUCGCGCUGGUGUCCGUUUCCACUUUCUUCCUGACCUUCAUCAUCAUCAUCCUGGCCGUGAGGUUUUGUCGCAGGAGAAAGCCCAGACUGUUGUUUGACGGAGCUGUAGCCAUUCCCAGCGCGUAUCUGCCUCCAAAUUAUGCAGAGGUGGAGGGCGCGGGAACUCUCCGCAGCACUUACAAUUAUGAUGGAUACCUGACCACGGGCUCGCGCACUAGUGACUUCAAGUUCGUCAGAUCUUAUAAUGAGGGCACGCUGACUGCUGACCUGACUCUGAAAAAGACUCAAUCCGCUAUGGAUGAUCUUGAGGGACUUGAAGCAGAAAUUAAUGAUUCAAUUCAGCAAAAACCACCCAGUGCUGACUGGCGUUUCACCCAGAACCAGAGGCCCGGGCCCAGUGGGGCUGCCGCCACUCCUGAGGUUGCCAUGGGAACAGGACCCUGGCCCAACCCCCCAACCGAGGCCGAGCAGCUCCAGGCGCUGAUGGCCGCUGCUAAUGAGGUCAGCGAGGCGACCAACACUCUGGGUCCAGGCACCAUGGGUCUGAGCACCCGCUACAGCCCUCAGUUCACCCUACAGCAUGUCCCUGAUUACCGGCAGAACGUCUACAUCCCCGGCAGUACCGCCACCCUGACCUCCAACCAGCAGCAACCCCAGCAGGCCCUGCCGCCUCCACAGGCCGCCGCAGCCGCCGCCGCUGCCCAACCUGAGCCGCCCAAAGCUGCCCAGACACCCGCCAGCAAGAAGAAAUCCACAAAGAAAGAGAAGAAGUAGAGAGUCAUAGGUAGAUUGGAGGUUGAAAUAGCUGGACGACUCCAUUCUGUGCUGUUCUGAGGUUUGCUGGAAAUCUGUAACCAUUUAGAAAAAAAAAAUUAGGGUAAAAAGAAGACAGUAUGUCAGUGUAAACCCACUUCUAACCGCUUUGUCUAUUUCACACAUGCAUUUGUUUUAAGUACUGUAAAAUCGUUUCCUGGUUUAUUGGACGUUCAGAUAUUUGGAGAGAAAUUAGUUUUUCAUUCUCACGUUUGCCAAGUUUAGGCAACUUCUAAGUGACACUAUAUUCCUGCUUAUAUAAAGCCAAUAAUGUAUUUACCAGAGUACUUUACCAUGAUCAUGUUAAACUGACAUCUGGACAGAAAGAGGAAAUGUAUUCUUAUAACAAUCACAUUCUUGUUUCUACAAAGACACAGUGUCCAGUGCUGUGGAUGUUGCAAUGUUUGUAAAAUGCAUCAUGGUUAUUACUUUACUUUUUGAUAUUGUUUGCUAAAAUACCACUAUGGACUUUUUAAUUGAUCAUUUUAGGAGAAGUGUUGAUGUAGAUGCAAGUCAGGUGAUUAUUGCUGCAUGCUGUUUUUUGCGCUAUAGAUAAUCUCCAUUUCACCUGACAUCUAUAAACACCCUUCUACAGAGGUGGUGAGCAGUUAAACCAUCCGCUUUAUGAUGAUUUGUAUUUGAUUUUAAAGAAUGGAUCCCCCUGUGUAUCACUGAGCCAGAGUUUGGUUGUUGUUUUUAUUUUUAUUUUUUUUAUGUUAACUGAAUGUUUAUGGAGCAUUAGUGAAGUCCGAGCCAUUAUGGGAGCGUUGUAAAAUCAGUUACAAGUCCACAAGUGCCCGCAGUGGCAUAUCGUCCUUAUAGUAUUCAGUAUUUCCAGGUUAUCUUGAAGUGUUGAAUCUCUUUAUCAGUGCUGGUUGUAAUUAGAUGGGAUAGCUAUGAUACCUUCAGUGAGUAUCUGUUGUUUUGAUGGUCACAAAACCUCCUGACUUUGAAAGUUGCUGAUCUAGGCAGCAAUCAAGCUCAAGUAAUCACAGAUGGAAUAUGAAUACUGUUCAAAUCCAACACCAGUUAGGAUUGAUGCUGUUUUAGGAGGCAACUUGCACUCAUUGAAUGUACAACAAGCACAGUAACUGUCAUUAAAGAGUCACUUGUUAGACCUUUGAAAGCUGGUUCUAAGAAAUGCUAAUAGUGGAAAAAUUCCGUCCAAUUGCUGGUUCCGGUUCACUUCCCCUCUGAAUACAACAGUUCUUGUACCAUUGGCAUGACGUUCCUUUGUAAAUAGAAAUAUGCCCUUAAAAACCCACGAAACCUUUUUCAGAUAAUCAGCUCAUAAGGAAUGGCUUACUACUGGAAUGUCAUUUUAUUUUACAGAAAAAAUGCACAAAAAAUCAAAAUGGAGAAAAAGAAGAAAAAAAAAAAACGUUUUUGACACACUCAGUUACCAAUGUAGUUCUUUAGUACUUUGAAGGCCAACUAACGCACCUGUAAAUAAAGAGUUUAACUUUUACUUAUGAAAAUAAAUAGUGACACACUCUUAGUCUAGAAGUUGUGAUGUUAUGCAUAUAUUUUUGUGUUCAUCCUCCUCUUUUCCUGUCCCUUUUCCAUGAAAAGACACAAAAUGGAGAGCAAAUAGAUCUAAAAUCCUCCGUUAUUAAUUUUGUGCUCUCUGUCGUGCUUACAUGUGAGAAUGCUUCUUAAUGUCUAUAUGAAGAAUCUGAAUAGAUCUAUUAUCUGUGUGUGUGUGCGCGCGUGUCUGCUGAUGCUGUAAUCCUGCUGUAACAUCUCUGAUAAGACGCUUUGAUUCCCAGCUCCUGUGUGCUACUUGCAUUUUAUAUGCUAAUAUUUAUAUUGCUGUUUUAUUUUUUUUCUUUUCCUGAACACUGACAUUUCAAAUAAAAGGUUCUCAAAUUA